AGUUCUGGCGGUGUUCUCCCAUCUUCAACCAUCAUCACUACCAACCCCAGCAAAUCCCUGGUCGCUUCGCGCCAGCCACGACGAAGAAGAAUCUUACGCAGGAGCAUGGUGUCGCUGAUCGCGGAGUGCUGAAUCGUUUUGACCGUGCCGAGUCGUCCCCCGAGCGUGCCCUUGCAUCCUGCAUUUCGCCCUCGACACCCGAUUGCAAAGAAGCCGGUCACGAUUGCACGUUCCGUCACUCCUUUGUGCGCGCACAGUCUACGGCACCUACCCCCCAUUAUAAUUGUUACGAACGCAUGCAUAAUAUGGGCGCGUCCUCGGACAUGUCCACAUGCUGGCAUGAAAACGAUGCGUCGAACUCCCCAUCUUCCUGGCCGCCUUCAACGCGCUUACCGCGCUUGAAGAUCGGAAGCGCUCUGCCGCCCUCCUCCCUCGGCUUCUCCUACUCUGCCACCUUCCCGGAAUCCCGCUUCAAGAGCCCUGUCGACGCAGAAUACCCCUUUGACCAGUCUUUGGACAAUCCAAUCUCUAGUCCGGAGGGAAACUUCUCUGAACUGGGCCUGUCGGAUUCGGAAGCGCCUGAGCUGAUAGAGGACGAUGGCGAGUCGCCGCCGUACAAUCCACAGCUGCUGUCGCCCGUAUCUCCCGAACUGUCGCCAGAAUGGAGUCCGCGACGCAUUGCGGGAGCAUCCGACGCGGAAGGAGAUGGGGAACCAUCGUCGAAGGCCAUGCUACUCUCCAGCGGCCACUCGCGCUCUCCGUACGCCUAUGGCACCUACGAGGCGCGCCGCGACGUCCCCAUAUACGAUUACGAUCCUCAUGAUCAUGCCCGCGAGCAUCCUCUUCCGGGCUACGAUGACCAGUACGCUUACUACCAACCGCACUUGCAGCCGCUGUCUUCCGAUCUGUUCGGAGGCGCAGACGAUAUCUUCCCUCCCUGGUCGGACGUGCCGCCAGAAUCCCCGGCCUUACGCUCGACGGCAUCGCUGCCAGAGCUCGAGUUCGACGACGAUGAGCACGACAACAGUGGCAGCGAUCCGCCGCCCUCCCCAGCUCGAUCACUCAUAUCCCUUCCUGACUCCGAUGCACACGAUGACUUGCCAUUUUCCGACGAACUACUAUCGCUGUCGCUCGACAAGGCGAUUGCGGAAGGUCCGACGUCGCCAUCUCCGCGGAGUGAAGGUCUCCUCCUCCUAGAUGAUGCGCCCGAGGACCAGUCGCGCUCUCCUUCGCCGGAGGGACCGAUGUACCUUCCGCUACCUGACGAGUACGGCGACGCGGACAGCUUAGACCCGGAGCUUCGUCGUCUGUGCGACGUCCAGCGGAGGGCUCAAGCCGCCGAAUGGGAAGGCCGACAGAAGGAGGCGGUGCUGCUGAAUCAAGGUCUCCUACAAGCGCGCGCGGAAGUCAAGCGUCAGAGGAAGAAGGACAAGGAGCGCGCGCGCGAGGCAGCUGCGCUCAUCCGGCUGAAGCUCGCGUCGGGCGCGGCCAGCGACGUUGAGGUCCCCUCCCCACCGCCACCGAGUUCGAAGAAGGCUGCCGCCAGCAGCGUUUCCCAGCUCGUCGCCCGCAUGCUGCUCCGCCGCCACGACACGACGCGGCCCAUCUCGCAGCGCCGCUCGCAGGCCGCGCACGUCCCGUCCCCACUCGCCCCACGGACUACGGACGCGGCGUCAUGCCCCAGCCACAUAGAGUCGCUGCCGCUGACGCUGCGUCUGCUGGACAGUUGACUGCGUAGCAUCAGACUAUACAAUGCGUUUGUUCUCUCCACAUUUCUUGCUGUGUCCGCCUGCCUCUCAGGUUCCUUUUUCUCCUUCCUCUUUUCUUCUUCGCCAGCUCUCGAGUAACCCCCGAUUUGCGGUACCCAAUUUUUUGACCAGUUCUCUUCGCCUUCUUCGUCUGUAUAUAUUCUACUAACCCAUUUCUGUUUCUUCAACUGACCCCUUCCAUGCUUCUGCCUGUUCAUUUGCCUCCUGCUUUGACCCGUACGCUACUGUUUGCUAUCAGGCUUUCGCGGGGGUGGACGAUGGGCUGGGCUUUUCCUUUCUGUACCAUACUUGAGAAAACGGAGGAUGCCUUGGUAAUUGGGGUAUCUGGCUUGCGUAAAUCGUUGUAGCAUUGCUAUUCUGCCUGGCUGCUGAUAUGUACAAGGUCUGCUGCUAUAUAUUGUGCGCGUCUCGUAGA
This is a messenger RNA of Schizophyllum commune H4-8, 2184 nucleotides long. RefSeq lists its product as uncharacterized. The transcript is spliced from 2 exons. The coding region runs from base 297 to 1730 and encodes 477 amino acids. NCBI's taxonomy places the organism in Eukaryota, Fungi, Basidiomycota, Agaricomycetes, Agaricales, Schizophyllaceae. The record is from RefSeq and is a predicted model, not a curated record.